This is a messenger RNA of Rubroshorea leprosula, 1123 nucleotides long. NCBI's taxonomy places the organism in Eukaryota, Viridiplantae, Streptophyta, Magnoliopsida, Malvales, Dipterocarpaceae. The record is from the annotation of a GenBank genome assembly.
GGUAAGAAAAGUAGCAAUGGUUACUUUGGGUCGUCCUCUGUUGCAUUUUUUCUAUACUUCUCUGAUGCUUACCCUCUCCUCUGCCCACCAAGGUGGCUGGCUCGCAGAUCCCUGUUUAUAUGACAGGGGCAAUUUCACCACUAAUAGCACUUACAAUACCAAUCUCAAUCAUCUCCUCUCCUCCUUUACAUUUAUCCCAGAGAACGACUAUGGGUUCUACAAUAUUUCCGUUGGCCAAAACACCGACCAAGUUAAGUGAAUUGCUCUAUGUAGAGGAGAUGUCAUGCCUGAUGUUUGCCGAGGUUGUAUCAAUGGUGCUGCCACCGAGCUCAGAACUAGUUGUCUCACCAAGGAAUCUGCUCAAUAUUAUGACAAUUGUAUGUUGCGGUACUCAAAUAAUUCCAUCCUUGGCGUUCGGGACAAUAAUGGCUUUUUCCGGUGGGGAGAAGGGAGUAAUGCCACGGAUGUUAGCGCUUUCAAUGAUUCCCUGACGACUCUGUUGGAACGCCUGAGAGGCAGGGCAGCGGCGGGUGGUUCUCUUCGGAAGUUUGCAACGGGGAUGACAGUGGCUCCUCCAUCAGACUCCAUUUACGCACUUGUACAGUGCACUCCUGAUUUGUCAGAGCUUCAGUGCAGCUCUUGCUUGUUUCAGGCUUUUGAAAGAAUUCCAAGAUGCUGUGGAGGUCGGAGAGAAGCUAGAAUAUUUGGGCCUAGUUGUAGUGUUAGGUAUAAUGACACUCUUUUCUAUAAUGUUUCCAGCGCCGAUAUGCCGCCGCCACCACCGCUGCUAUCUCCUCCACCCUCAAAUGAUUCCACUAGCACCACCACUAUUAUCAUCAUAGUCAUUUCCACUGUCGGUUCCAUACUUUUCAUCUCCAUUUGCAUCUGCAUCUUUCUCAGAGUGAGGAAAUCAAAGAGAUUUGAAAAUGAAAUCGAAAGUGUAGAGUCGCUACAAUAUGAUUUUAGCACCAUCAGAGCUGCCACAAAUAACUUUUCCGAUGAAAACAAGCUCGGACAAGGUGGAUUUGGUGCAGUUUAUAAGGUAAACACAACCAAUAACUAAUUUAAGUAUUAUAAUGUGGAAGAGAACAGGGAUUUCAUGUAAGAAACAUGGCUUAAAUUA